Molecule: messenger RNA, 4739 nt
Organism: Arabidopsis arenosa
Lineage: Eukaryota; Viridiplantae; Streptophyta; Magnoliopsida; Brassicales; Brassicaceae
Source: the annotation of a GenBank genome assembly
CUCUAUAGACUUUAAACUAAUACUAGAACUUCUUAACUGAUCAAUCACGUGAAGAGUAUCUGCAUUCUUUGAGGCGUUGACUUUCAAACUCGAUUUUGACGAAGAAAGAUCGGAGAUGAUGAGGACCGGCGCCUCUGUUUCCAAUCCACGUUCGAGGGUCAAGUGGGACGCAUUCCUCAGUUUCCAAAGAGACACGAGCCACAAUUUCACGGAUCGUCUCUAUGAAGCGCUCGUCAAAAAAGAGCUCCGGGUUUGGAACGAUGAUGUGGAACGUGGGGAUCAUGAUGAGCUACGUCCAAGUCUCGUGGAGGCUAUAGAGGACUCCGUGGCUUUUGUCGUCGUCUUAUCUCCUAACUACGCUAACUCUCACCUGCGCCUUGAAGAAUUAGCUAAGCUCUGCGAUCUGAGAUCAUCCCUGGAACUUCUGGUGUUUCCGAUCUUUUACGAGGUGCAACCAUGGGAGGUUCGGACACAGAACGGUCCUUUUGAACAAGAUUUUGAGGAGCAUUCGAAAAGAUUUGGCGAGGAGAAGAUACAACGAUGGAAGGGAGCUUUGACUUUAGUCGGAAAUCUCUCUGGAGACCGGAGCUUGGAGAUGGAGAAUGGCGUUUUGCCGCAUAGGCUCAAGUUCAACGUCUUUCUCAGCUUCAGAGGCUUCGACACGCGCAGCAACUUCUGUGAGCUUCUCUAUGUCGCUCUCAACGCGAAGCAAAAGAUCCGGGUCUUCCGCGACAACGAGGGUAUGCAACGAGGGGAUGAAAUCAGUCCAACUCUCGACUUAGCCAUGGAUGACUCGGCGGCUUCCGUCAUCAUCUUAUCCACUAACUACGCUAACUCUUCUUGGUGCCUAGAUGAAUUAGCUUUGCUCUGCGAUCUUAGAUCAUCUCUGAAACGUCCCAUGAUACCUAUCUUCUAUGGAGUCAAUCCCUCGGAUGUUCGCAAACAGAGCGGUCAUUUCGAGGAGGAUUUUAAAGAACACGCGAAAGUUUUUGACGAGGAGAAGAUACAGCGAUGGAGGAGAGCUAUGAAUUUAGUCGGAAAUAUCCCUGGAUUUGUUUUCACAAAACCUACUGUUGAAGAUGUCUUGGCUGGCAAAAACAGAGGGAAAGUGGAUGAAAUGAUAGGGCUGGUGGUGAAAAGGGUUUUAGCUCAAGUGACGAAUUCACCAGAGAAAGUGGCUGACUACACUGUUGGGCUGGAAUCUUGUGUAGAGGAUUUGAUGAAGCUGCUCAACUUUAAAUCCACUUCUCCUGUUCAGUUCUUGGGACUUUACGGUAUGGGUGGUAUUGGCAAGACAACCCUUGCUAAAUACUUCUAUAACAAGAUCAUUGUAAACUUCGACCAUCGAGCAAUCAUCUAUAACGUUAGAGAACAAUCAUCAACCCAAGAUGGCUUAGACGAUCUGAAAAGAAUUUUUAACAGUAAACUUUACCAAGGAGAAGUUGCUCGUGAGAAGAAGAUUAUUGCGGUUUUAGAUGAUGUUGAUAACAUCGACCAGGUUAAAGUGCUCGUUGGUGAAACAAGCUUGUAUGGUCGAGGAAGUCUAAUAGUCAUCACUACCAGAGAUGAAGAGAUUCUGAGUAGGCUCUCAGUGAACCUACGAUAUGAGGUCAAGUGCUUGACUGAGAUGCAGGCAUUGAAGUUGUUUUGUUAUUAUUCACUACGAAAAGAAAAACCACCAACAGAGAGUCUAUUGGAGUUGUCCAAGAAGAGUGUCGAGUUAACAGGACUGUUGCCACUAGCAGUUAAAGUGUUUGGUUCUCAUUUGUAUGACAAGGAGGAAAACGAAUGGCAAGUUCAACUAGAGAAGCUGAAAUUUUUCCAACCAGACAAGCUUCAGGGUGUUCUGGCGCUGAGUUUUGAAUCUUUAGACGAUGAAGAAAAGAAAGUAUUCCUCGAUAUUGCGUGUCUCUUUCUCAGAGUGAAAAUAACAAAAGAAGAAGUUGUCGACAUACUGAAAGGAUGUGGGUUUCAGGCUGAGGCUGCUCUCAGUGUCCUCAGACAAAAAUCUCUCAUUAAGAUAAAAGACAAUAAUCUUUGGAUGCAUGAUCAGAUUAGAGACAUGGGUAGGCAGAUGGUCCUUAAAGAAAGCAGGGAGGAUCCUGGAAUGCGAAGUAGACUCUGGGAUCGUGGUGCAAUUAUGACCAUAUUGAACAAUAUGAAGGGAACGCCAUCCAUCCGAGGAAUCGUAUGUGACUUUGAAAAGAAGUCUGCAGAUGAAAUUGCUUCGAGGAGUCUACACAACGAUCCCGCAGAGGAAAAGCCAAAAAGUUCUGGAAUCAUCAUUCCCGUAGAGCCUUUUGUACCAAUGACGAAGUUGAGACUUCUUCAGAUUAAUAAUGUGGAACUGGAAGGAAAUCUUAAACUUCUCCCAUCUGAACUCAAGUGGAUACAAUGGAAAGGUUGCCCGUUAGAAAAUCUCCCUCUGGAUUUUCUUUCUGGGCAACUUGCUGUUCUUGAUCUUUCUGAGAGUGGAAUAAGACAAGUCCAGAGUUUGCGUAGCGAAGAAGUUGAUGAGAACUUGAAGGUUGUAAAUUUGCGUGGUUGCAACAGAUUAGAAGCCAUUCCUAAUUUAUCAAACCAUAAUGCCCUAGAGAAGCUUGUUCUCGAGCGAUGCAAACUUCUGGUGAAGGUUCCUAGCUCAGUUGGUAAUAUAAGAACAUUGCUUCAGCUGGACCUCAGAAACUGUUCAAGUCUUUCUGAAUUUCUUGUGGAUGUUUCUGGACUGAAGCAUCUUGAAAAACUUAUCCUCUCUGGCUGUUCAAAUCUGAGUGUGUUACCAAAAAACAUUGGUGCUAUGCAAUGUUUGAAAAAGCUUCUUCUUGAUGGAACUGCGAUAAAGAAUGUACCAGAAUCUAUUUAUCUCCUCCAAAAUCUUGAAAAACUUAGUCUAAGAGGUUGCAGAUCUAUUCGAGAGCUACCUUCAUGCGUAGGAACAUUGACAUCACUGGAGAAGCUAUAUCUUGAUAAUACUGCAUUGCAAAAUCUUCCGAAUUCUAUCAAAAAUCUAAAAAAUCUCCAGAAGCUGCAUUUGAGGCGCUGCACAUCCCUUUCUGAGAUUCCUGACACUAUCAAUGAGCUCAUAUCAUUGAAGGAAUUAGUCAUCAACAGAAGCGGGGUAAAAACGGUACAUCUAAAAUCAGGCUCAUUGCCAUGUUUGACUGACUUUUCAGCAGGAGAUUGCAAAAAUCUAAAAGAGGUUCCGAGUUCAAUUGGUGGAUUAAAUUGUCUUCUCCAAUUGACGUUGGAUAGGACCCCAAUUAGUACUCUACCAGACAACAUUGGUGACUUGCAAUUUAUUCUCAAACUUGACUUGAGGGGCUGCGAAUAUCUGAAAGUCCUGCCUAACUCAAUCGGAGCUAUGGAUACACUUCGUAAGUUAUACCUGGAAGGUUCUAACAUUAAGGAACUACCGGAAGAUUUUGGCAAUCUGGAAAACCUUGUCUUACUCCAAAUGAACAAGUGUAAAAUGCUCAAGGGGCUUCCUAACUCAUUUGGAAACUUGAAAUCCCUUCACCAUCUAUACAUGGAGGAAACUUUGGUCAUGGAGUUGCCAGAAAGUUUCGGUAACCUCUCAAAUUUAAGGGUAUUGAAAAUGCUGAAGAAGCCUCUUUUUAGAAGUUCUGAGAGUUAUCCUCCACGUACAAGCGAAGAAACUCGUUUUGUAGAAUUACCAAACUCUUUCGCAAACCUCUUGUUGCUUGAGGAACUGGAUGCUCGCAGUUGGGGAAUAUCGGGUAAAAUCCCAGAUGAUCUUGAGAAGCUUUCAUCUCUAAUGAUACUGAACCUGGGGAAUAAUUGUUUUCAUAGUCUUCCGUGUAGUCUCAAGGGGUUGUCAAAUCUCAUAGAUCUUUCAUUGUAUGACUGCCGGGAGCUCACAUGUCUUCCCCCUCUUCCAUGUCAACUAGAGAAGCUAAACCUUGCAAACUGCUUUUCAUUGGAGAGUAUAUCCGACCUUUCAGAGCUGACUAUCUUGCACGACCUCAAUCUCACGAACUGUGUGAAAGUGGAUGAUGUUCCAGGUCUAGACAAGUUGACGGCUCUGAAACGAUUAUAUGUGAGCGGCUGUAACUCCACCUGCUCCCUUGCAGUAAAGGAAAAACUGUCCAAGGUUUCUUUGAAAAUGCUGCGGAAUCUGAGCUUGCCUGGAGACAGAAUCCCAGGCUGGUUCUCACAAGGCCCUGUCACGUUCUCAGUUCAACCGAACAGAGAGAUCAGGGGCGUAAUCUUUGCUGUUGUUGUGGCUCUUAACCAUGAAAAAGAUAACUACCAGCUGCCUGAUGUGGUGGAUGUUCAAGUUCAAAUUCUGGAACUUGACCUAGCGUUAUACACCCACACAUUGCACCUCUCUGGAGUGCCUAGCACAAGUAAUGAUCAGCUCCACAUCUGCCGUUACUCAGCUUCGCACCCAAUGGUUAGGACGUUAAAAGACGGGUACACUGUACAGGUGAUCAAACGAGAAAAACCACACAAACAAGGCGUUGAGCUAAAGAUGAGUGGGAUUCAUCUGAUUUACGAGGGGGAUGAUGAUAUUUCAGGUGAUGAAGAUUUCUUAAACGAGACACAGCAAACCGUUUCUCAGAAACUUUCCAAAAUUUUCAGCUCUUGAAAGGUGAAGCCAGCUAAGAAAGUAAAUCUACUGUUAUAUGAUCUGCUACCGCAGAGAAGUUAAGAAACUGCACACAAUCAAUCGUAUCGAUACAAACUGUUUGUUGCUCAUAUAAAAGUGUUUUGGCUUU